Molecule: messenger RNA, 2190 nt
Organism: Schistosoma margrebowiei
Lineage: Eukaryota; Metazoa; Platyhelminthes; Trematoda; Strigeidida; Schistosomatidae
Source: the annotation of a GenBank genome assembly
AUACAGGUCGUCCAUUCCUGAGUUAAUUGUCAGCUUACACUCUGUGUAUUCGCUAACAACACCUUAAGGUAUAAGAAAAUUUUCUGACGUAUAGAAUAUUCAAGCGGUCCGGCGCUUUUUAGUUGGUUUUGAUGGAACGAUCUUUACCUCCUUGUUAUAGACUUCCCCACACGUCGGUAUUACGAAAUGACUUCCGAAGACUGGCAAUAUACAUUCUCCUGCUUACGUACUUUUGCUACACACUUUAUCAUGCCUCACGAAAACCUCUUAGCAUUGUUAAGACGGUUCUUCAUCGUCCCGGCGUAAAUGGACAACUAAGAACUGUUGGUUUCACUUCUGACGGCUGGAAACCGUUUGAUUCUGACAAUUGGAGUCAGUUACUGGGUGGCCUUGAAUAUAUUUAUUUGUUUGUUUAUGCAGUUUCAAUGAUUCUAAGUGGCUUUCUUGCAGAAAGAGUCAAUUUAAGAUACUUCUUAUCUAUCGGAAUGUUUCUUAGUGGAGUUUCCACUUUUGCAUUUGGACUGGCUUCAUACUUUGAAAUUCACUACUACUCAUACUUCGUCGUUAUACAGGUGUUUUCUGGUCUUGUUCAAGCUUCUGGAUGGCCGGCUGUUGUUACUCUGGUGGGAAAUUGGUGGGGCAAAAGCAGACGGGGACUUAUUAUGGGUCUUUGGAAUUCUCAUACAAGUUUGGGAAAUAUCAUAGGUUCCGUCAUUGCCGGAAUCUAUGUUGAAGCAAACUGGGGGGCUUCUUUUUAUCUACCCGGUGUAAUCAUGAUGGUUGGAGCGUUGGUUGUCUACCUGACAGUUAUAGAGCAUCCUAACAUGGUCUAUAACUCGGCUAGUUCAGAAAAAACAGGUACUCAAGUUUCAAUGUCAGGAAGCAUAUAUAGGGGAAACAUCGACCGUGAAAGGUCAGAUAAAGAUGGUUUGAGGCCUUUAAUAUCGGAUAUUGAAGCCACUCGACCAAUUAAUUUCAUUGAAGCUCUUCUAUUACCAAGUGUGUUUACCUAUUCACUCUUAUUAUUCUUUACGAAACUUGUCUCAUAUACAUUUCUUUAUUGGUUACCAAACUACUUAACCAUUGUUGAACAUGUGUCAGCUGAACAGGCUGCUAAACUUUCUGUGUUGUUCGAUGUUGGUGGCAUAAUCGGUGGUGUAUUGAUAGGAUGGUUUAGUGAUAGUCAGUCAAAUGGACAAAAUCUCAACGAAGAUGAAAAAACAAUCAAAAAACGUGCACUUGCUUGUCUUGUUAUGCUAGCUUGUGCGGCACCUUUGCUAUUAGCUUAUCGUUCUAUGUCUUCUGCGAACUCGCUGAUGUCGUUAACGUACUCUUGGUAUCUUGUUUAUAGUUUUACUUACAUGUUGCGGUUCUGCAAUCAACGGACCUUAUGCAUUAGUUACAACUGCUGUAUCUGCCGACUUAGGUACCCAGUCGGCCUUGCUAGGGCGAACUCGUGCUUUGGCUACAAUUACAUCUAUUAUUGAUGGAAUGGGAUCAUUGGGUGCUGCGUUAGGUCCACUUCUGACUGGUUUACUAGUUCCAUAUGGUUGGUCUGUUGUAUUUGCUAUGCUUAUCACAUCCGAUCUACUGGCCAUGUUAAUGUCAAUAUGGAUUGUCGUUAAUUCAAGUCGUCGUCAACAUCGUCGAACAUAUUAUCGACUUCAAUCAACAAUUCCUAUUUAAUUAAAAUUUGUUUUUACUUACAGCAAGAAAAAAUAACAGCACAAGUCAUAUCAGUUUCGAAAUAGCUGUUAAUAUAUUUUGUCUUUUUCUUUCAGUAUGUCAUAUUGCACCAUUUAUUAUUACUUCAACUGUACGUAUAUAGAUACAUAUAUUCUUAUGUGGUAGUUUUUUUUUACAGCCUGUUAGGUUUUUCUUAGAAUUCUUUUUGUUACUGAAAUGAAUGUAACCAACAUAUCAUUAUCGAUAUUAUUGUUUAUCAUUACUAUUAUUGUCUUUUAUGAAUUCAGGGCUUUUUCAGGAUUCCAUGUAUAUUCUAGACUUUUCUGCCUUGUUUUUCGGUGUUUCUUUCACCUGUUAAUUCUAGAUAACACAUGAAUAUAUUUACUUACUGAUGUCUUACAUACUUAGGUGUUUGUUUUUAUCAUACUCAUUUUGAAAGUGUUAUUAUCUGUAUGAGAGAAAAAACUGAGUGAACUAUAAUAAAUGUUGACUUUUAUCAUAAAA